GCCCCCGCUGUCCAAAAUUAUUCAGCCCCAAAGCUGUUAUAUAUAUAAUUUUUUUUUUAAUUUCAUUUGUUUCAUUGCCUGCUGCGAUGCGAGGAGAGCUGAAGCCUGAAGCCUGAAGCCUGACGCCACCGCAAGUCUCCUAGUUCCGUCUGACCGUCUCUCCUCUUCUCUCCCAUGACCGUGAGUUCCAUCUGCUCUCAGCCUCCGUGAGCUCCCUGAUUUCCGACGCCACUACCAGCGCCAACACCCACGAUUGACGACUCCGCUGCCUCGCAACUGCCAGGUGGAAUUGCCCACCCAGGCGCUCCCAUACCUCGGCCCGACAGUUUGUGGAAGGGUACUUUUGCUCACUGCGCACAAGGAGCCUCUUAAUUUUCAGGAACACAACACUCUCAAAUCUCAGACUCCGACACUAAGAAAACCUCACUCGGCGUUCCCCUUAUCGUUUUCUCAAAUGAGCUGGAGGCAGCAUGUGCGUUGUUUAGCCAGAAAAUACAAGUCAUCACAAUGUUUGAUGGCUAACAAGCAAAUGAAUGGGAUUCUGGUUGUUGAAGAGAAUCCUUUCUUUUGUUUGAAACUGCAUAGAGGAUAUGCAUCAUCAAUGUUGCCUUCUCAAACUGAUCCAAGAAACAUAUAUCUUUCCAAAUCAUUGAACUCUGGAAGAAACAUGCUACCAAUGGUUAAGCUGUCCGGUCCUGUUGUGAGAAAUAUCCAAGGCCUGCAGCAUCCUCUAAUGAUCGUAUCUCGUCAAUUUGGCCAGAGUGCACAAAAUGAUCCUGAUUUGAGCAGAGAUUUUUUUGUACAGCUUUGGGUUGCAGAUAGAAAGAUGAAGCAGUCUGGUGUAAAACGAAGACCAAGAAGUCAUAGAUCUUUGAACGAUGGUGAGUCGGGGUCUGAUAGCCAAUUCCUUUCCAAAUUUCCAUCCGGAAGACAUUUCUCUGGUGCUUCUGCUGCAGAGGAAAAAUCCUUUCAAGAAGCAAAGCCAAAUCUUAGACAACCACCGCCUAGCCAAUCUGUGACGGGUAUUCUGCAACCUUCAUCACCUGAGGAGGCUAUGGUUGCUCCUCUUCUUGCUAGAUCCAACUUGCUGAUUACUAGAGAUAUAGAAUGGGCAAAUCUUGUUCUUGGCUUUGAGCAAGAAAACCGAUAUGCUAUUGUAGAUGUAUGCUACCCACAAUCGCCUGCAGGUUAUAUCCGUGAAAAGAGUAAUUUGCUUGCAAGACAGUUGCUUCGCCUAAGACGGCCUUUUGUGGCUUAUAUAACUGAUGGUCUGGGUAAUGAGCUUUUCAGGGUACGAAGGCCCUUUUGGUGGAUCACCAGCUCAAUUUAUGCUGAGAUAAAUGGAAAAGAAAUAGGAGUAGUCCACAGAAGAUGGCAUCUCUGGAGAAGAAUUUAUGAUCUGUAUUUGGGUAACGACCAAUUUGCUGUGGUUGAGAAUCCUGGCUUUUGGAACUGGACUUUUACAUUAAAGGACAUUGAUGGGAAAGUGCUGGCUCAGAUAGAUCGUGACUGGAGGGGAUUUGGUUUUGAGAUUUUUACUGAUGCUGGCCAGUAUGUGAUCCAAUUUGGUAAAGCUGAUUCCAGUAUUGCUCCAGUUGGAGGGAUCCAAGAGUUAGAUGUAGUUCGUCCACUAACCCUCUCUGAGCGAGCAGUAGCUGUUGCACUUGCUAUAUCACUUGAUAAUGAUUACUUCUCAAGACAUGGAGGCUGGGGAAUUCCAUUUGUUGAAGUUGGUGAAUGAACCAUAUUCUGCUAUUGCUUGCAAGUCAUCUGCUUAAGGUGAGGAUUAAAGUAUGCAAAAACGGGUGUAUGUUCAACAAAUUCUGUACAGUAAUAUAAAGACGCUUCUAUCUCCUAACCAUGGUGUACUGAAUAGCAAAUCUAUACUACGUUUGAGUCGCAAGUCCUGCCAAAUUAAAGUGAAGUUUGAAGUCAGGUAAAUACACUUGGAUAACACUCUUAACUGCUGCAAAUGAUAAGGUCUUAUUGAUUGAAUUGAUUAUGGACUGUUGUCAUAUCACAAUGGAAGUUAUUGAUCUAAUUAUCUUCAAGCCUC
Messenger RNA from Ipomoea nil (Japanese morning glory), 2056 nucleotides. RefSeq names its product altered inheritance rate of mitochondria protein 25. Gene Ontology annotation, cellular component: plasma membrane. Gene Ontology annotation, biological process: plasma membrane phospholipid scrambling. Lineage: Eukaryota; Viridiplantae; Streptophyta; Magnoliopsida; Solanales; Convolvulaceae. Gene Ontology annotation, molecular function: phospholipid scramblase activity. The record is from RefSeq and is a predicted model, not a curated record. The transcript has 14 exons. The coding region runs from base 455 to 1741 and encodes 428 amino acids.